AUGAGCGCCGGAAAGUGUGAAGUCUGUCUCGAGGAGAACCCCAAGCUCGUCACCUGCGGCCGCUGCGGUAAUCGCAAGUAUUGCGGUGCCGCUUGCCAGAGGAAGGACUGGCCUACCCAUAAGCACGCAUGCCAGCCUAAGAAACAGCCCUCUUGGAUCCUCAAGAUCACCAUUCCUGACUCCAGAGAGCCCCAGAUCUGGCGCACCUUGGUCUGCCCUGAUGACGCCACUUUCCAGGAGCUGCACUAUGCCAUCCAGAUUGCCUUUGGCUGGGCAGCGGCACACAGCUAUGACUUUGUCGCUCGCGAUCCCACUGCCGACGAGCGUCCUGUCGACGAUAUCAGGGCUCUGAUCGCACGUCGUAUGGGUCAAGACGCGGGCGAGCAGAGAGACUUUGGUCCUCGCCAGAACUAUAUUCGCAUUGUCAACCCCAACGACAACAAACACAUUGACUCGCUGCACGCUUACGACCGUAAGCACUCUCAGACCCCCGAGAAGAAGGCAGACAAAGUCUAUGUCGGCGAGCAGUUCAACAAGAAGGAAUGGAAGAACGCAGAGUGGGAGUACAUGUACGAUUUCGGCGACAACUGGGGUCACGAGAUUGAGAUCGUUAGACGUGGCAACGUUGACGAUGCUUUCAAAUGCACUGAUGGCAAUGGUCAUGGUAUUGCUGAGGACGCUGGAAGUAUGCAUGGCUGGGAAGAGCUAAAGAACGCUUAUAGAGCUGCAAAGCCAACCGACGAGCAAAAGGAGCGCAUGCAUUGGUUCGAGAAUCUCGCUAAGAACUUUGACCCUGAGGGCUUGAAGGACAGAGAGAGUUAUGUUGAUUUGAGUCUCAUCAAUGCUCUUCUCAAGACCAGUAUGGAUUGCAUGGACUAG
This is a messenger RNA of Aureobasidium vineae, 879 nucleotides long. The record is from the annotation of a GenBank genome assembly. NCBI's taxonomy places the organism in Eukaryota, Fungi, Ascomycota, Dothideomycetes, Dothideales, Saccotheciaceae.